CGAGUGUGCUUUUCCGUUAGCUUGCUGUUAUAUGCGCUUAUUUGUAGCUUUGGCGCUAGGUUGGCAGAAGGUUGUUUUUCUGAUAGUCGGCCAGGGUUCCCAGUAGUUGCCCCUGAGCUCCGCCAUUGCAGAGUUGGUUAUUAUAGCGGCACACCAGACGGCGUAUAGGAUCACAGAUGGAACAGCAGGACCAGUCCUAUAUGUUUGCCAGUCUGACACAGCCUCACUCAGAACAGCUGCUGCAAGGCCUCCAGCUGUUGCGGCAGGAUCAUGAACUAUGUGACAUUGUCCUGCGUGUGGGUGAUGCCAAGAUACAUGCCCACAAAGUAGUGCUGGCCAGCAUCAGUCCUUACUUCAGGGCCAUGUUCACGGGUAGUCUGUCAGAAAAGGAGACUUCAGAGGUGGAAUUCCAGUGCAUCGAUGAGACCGCUUUGCAGGCAAUCGUUGAGUAUGCGUACACUGGCACAGUGUUUAUUUCCCAGGGAACAGUGGAAUCUCUGCUGCCGGCUGCCAACUUACUUCAGGUUAAGCUAGUACUUAAGGAGUGCUGCUCCUUCUUAGAGAGCCAGCUGGAUGCUGGAAACUGUAUAGGCAUCUCCCGCUUUGCAGAAACGUAUGGCUGUCAUGACCUGUGCCUGGCUGCAACAAAGUUCAUCUGUGAGAACUUUGAGGAAGUUUGUCAAACAGAGGAGUUUUUUGAACUGACUAGGGCUGAGUUGGAUGAAAUUGUGUCCAAUGACUGUCUUAAGGUGGUCACAGAAGAGACUGUAUUUUAUGCCCUUGAAUCUUGGAUCAAAUACGAUGUAACUGAGAGGCAGCAGCAUCUGGCUCAGCUGCUGCACUGUGUUCGCCUCCCACUUCUCAGCGUCAAAUUCCUCACUCGCCUAUAUGAAGCCAACCACCUUAUACGAGAUGACCAUGCAUGCAAGCACCUGCUCAAUGAGGCCCUCAAGUAUCAUUUUAUGCCUGAACACCGGCUUUCCUAUCAGACUGUACUGUCAGCGCGGCCCAGGUGUGCUCCAAAGGUGUUGCUUGCAGUAGGAGGCAAGGCUGGACUGUUUGCCACAUUAGAAAGCAUGGAAAUGUAUUUCCCUCAGACAGAUUCAUGGAUAGGACUGGCCCCACUCAGUGUGCCCCGAUAUGAGUUUGGAGUGGCAGUGCUGGACCACAAGGUGUAUGUGGUGGGAGGCAUCGCAACACACAUGAGACAGGGCAUUAGCUAUCGUAGACACGAGAGCACGGUGGAGAGCUGGGACCCCGAAACCAACACCUGGUCCUCGGUGGAGCGUAUGGCUGAAUGCCGCAGCACCCUCGGGGUGGUGGUCCUGGCUGGAGAGCUCUACGCCCUGGGAGGCUAUGAUGGCCAGUACUACCUUCAGUCGGUGGAAAAAUAUGUCCCCAAGUUGAAGGAGUGGCAGGGGGGGGCACCCAUGACGAAGUCCCGUAGCUGCUUUGCCACUGCUGUGCUGGAUGGCAUGGUGUAUGCUAUUGGAGGCUAUGGCCCAGCCCAUAUGAACAGUGUGGAGCAGUAUGACCCCAGCAAGGAUGCCUGGGAAUUGGUAGCCCCCAUGGCAGAUAAGAGGAUCAACUUUGGAGUAGGUGUUAUGCUUGGUUUCAUAUUUGUCGUGGGUGGACACAACGGGGUGUCGCACUUGUCCAGCAUUGAGAGGUAUGAUCCACAUCAGAACCAGUGGACAGCCUGUCGGCCCAUGAACGAACCACGCACCGGUGUGGGCUCUGCUAUCGUGGACAACUACCUCUAUGUGGUGGGAGGUCACUCGGGGUCAUCCUAUCUGAACACUGUCCAGCGCUAUGACCCCAUCUCAGACAGCUGGUUGGACUCAAGUGGCAUGAUGUACUGCCGUUGUAACUUUGGUCUGACUGCCCUUUGACCCAUGGCCCAGCCAGCUAGGACCCAGUAGGAAAACUUGAACAUGACUUCUUUUCUGUUGUCUUUUUCUCCUUUCCCACAUUCAUCCUCCAGGUGCAAAGGAGCUCUGCACACCAACAUAGACAUCAGAGGAGGAGGCUAGAGGGGGAUGGAUGUGCCGGGCUAGCUGGCUGGUUAUAGGGGGACCUCAGACAUGGCUUUAGAGAUUUGUGCAGAUAAGAAAUAGAAAAUGGUUGGACGACAGCUGUCAUUGGUGUAAGAAGGUGACCACUGGAUUCUGAGCCAUUUCCCAGAGGAUUGUGUGAGAAAUCUUAUCACUUUUGUUUCAAAAUUUUAUUAUGUUAGCAGUCUUUUGUUUUCCUCCAUGCAGUUAAUUAUGUUUAACACAAAGUUUUUUAGUUCCUCUGCUGCAAUCGGAACUAUGUCUUCAGAUUUUGUGGAACACUGCAGGUUGGUUGUGUAUUUGUGUGAAUAUGUGGUUGCUGGCCAUGUAGCGUGUGUGUCUGGGUACAUGCAUGUCAGAUAGGUUUGUUUAGUUUUGUUAUGUGUGUGCAUGCAGAACCGGUCCUCAGGCUCAGCAACAGAGGAAUCUGCAUCAAAAUCAGUGCUUCACAAAAAGAGAAAAGUUAGAUUCUUUAUACUUUCUCAGAAAGGGCUGCCUUUUUCUCUCUUGUAAAUACCUUAAAUUAAAUAUAUAGCUAUAAAUAUAUCCUCUAGUGCAUUGUCUGUAAAUGUUUUUCUGCACUGGAUCACUACUGUGUGUGUGCAUGUGUAUGUAGUUUGAUCCCUACGGUCAACAUAGUGGUGAAUGAUGAAUUCUCCCGAGAGGGUUUGCCACCCCAUGUUCUUGGUUCUGUUACACCUUAAGUCGGGACACGCGCUCACUACUCUUCACAAUAGCUGAACUCAACGUUGGCCCUCAUUUCACCCUUUGGUCUGUACACAAUACCAUCUGGUGCUAUAUUUAGAAUUCAGGAUUCAGCAGUUUGUGUUGCUGCACACAAGUAGUUCAACUUUUAUCCAGCCUCUGCCCCACUAUUGUGGUAGAUGUUAAUCAUUUGAUUUAUAUUCAUUAAAAUGCAUACAUUAAAAAUGCCCCCACCAACCAUGCAAUAAAGUAAAGUGUAGUUUGAUAACCACAAACUUCUGUCCUCAUAAUUUCAUAAGUCUAAAAAUAGUCAGUUCCCUCCUAUUUCAGGUAUAUCUUUAACAUCUCCCUUCUUUCACAUUGGCCACAGGAUAUGAGCCUGCUCUGCCAUUGUCUCGAUGCCUAUUACCAGUACAGUGUCAGUCUCUUAGCUAUGAGCAAGACUUUUCCUGACUGACACCUGCGCUUUGAGCUCUGCCACCUAACGUGAUCCUCAUGUGGCUCAGAUUUGAGGUCAUUUGUACCCAGCUUCAUGUAUAGUGCCAAAACGUGGCAGUUUUUUUGCAUCUUUAUCAUGUGUAGUACUAGAAUCCACUUUCCUUGUGUGUCACUGUCGAAAAGCACUGUUCAUAUCCUUAGUGGUACUCUUUUAGCAUUACGUCUUUCCAUACUCUCACAUGAAAAUGGAUGAUAAAGCACUAAGGGCUGUGCUAGCCAACUCAGACCAAGGUGCCAGUGUCACCGGUCCUGUGUCCUGGGAGAGAAACUGACAAUGCUCCGCUCACUUCAGACUGGGUGAGAGCAUCACUUGCUGCAACCUUGGGCUCGAUUGAUGGACAGGUCAAGCAAUGCACAGCAACAGAGGGUGCAGUAGACUAGAAAAGGCUGGUGCGAUGUCUCUCGUGUAAUCACUGUUCAUGUUAAAGUCUAGUUUGAAUUGCUUUGUGCACUUAUGUUUGCACACUUUAACCAAGCUCUGCAUUGCACUUACCAAACAAAUAUUGUAAUUUGUACAUAUGUUUUAAUUUAAGCUAAUGGCAUUUAGAUAAUGCAAUAAGACUUUUGUUCCCUCUGUGAAUGAGUGUUUUGUGUGUAAAAGGCCAAGGCAUCUCACAUUGCUGUGAAAGAACCCAUAGGGUGUGGCUGUUGAUUCACAUCUUUGGUUGAUAUUGUGGCUGUUGAUUCACAUCUUUGGUUGAUAUUGUGGCUGUCUAAUGAAUGGUACCACCUCCACCCAGACAUCUUGUGUGUGUGUGUGUGUGUGUGUGUGCGUGCGCGCGUGCGUGUGCGUGCGUGCUGGUUCAUUUUUAUAAGGCUUGUGUUUAUUUAGGCAGAUUCAAACGGAUUCCUUACAAUCUAUCGAGUAGUGUCCAUAUUGGAGGUAUAUACCUUGUCAUUUUUGGCCACAUAUACAGAUGUUGUAAACACUAGAGAAGAUUUAUGCUCUUCCGCUUUUCCCUUGUGCUCAAACCUUCAAUGCAUUAGAUGAGAAUUUAAUGACAUUUGCCUUGGUUAUGGAUCAGGUUAUUUCACUGGUGAGACUUUUUGUUUAUAGAUUGUUUGCAUUACCAUAGAGAAUACCCUUUUCUUUUUUUUGAAUGACUAAUGCAUAAGCUGCCUGUUUUGUAAUUCUGCAAAUAUGUAUUAUUUUAGAAAGAUGUGAAUGACUUUGUAUUUAUAAUUUCUUAUGUUCUGUAACCUGACAUUUUUUGUCUAUUAUAAUAGAUCUUAGCCACUUUCGCACAAACCACGCAGGCAUAAUUAGAUGCUGUUGCCAUUGUAACAGAGUCUGUUAUGUACAAUGUCAUGAUUUCUAAGGUGUAUACUACUUUACUGGAUUUGAGAGAGAGGCUCGUGAAAAUCUGCAAAAA
Messenger RNA from Monopterus albus (swamp eel), 4630 nucleotides. RefSeq names its product kelch like family member 28 (gene klhl28). Gene Ontology annotation, molecular function: protein binding. The record is from RefSeq and is a predicted model, not a curated record. The transcript is spliced from 6 exons. The coding region runs from base 177 to 1892 and encodes 571 amino acids. NCBI's taxonomy places the organism in Eukaryota, Metazoa, Chordata, Actinopteri, Synbranchiformes, Synbranchidae.